This is a messenger RNA of Laetiporus sulphureus 93-53, 516 nucleotides long. RefSeq lists its product as uncharacterized. Gene Ontology annotation, biological process: nuclear envelope organization. The transcript has a single exon. Gene Ontology annotation, molecular function: protein-membrane adaptor activity. Gene Ontology annotation, cellular component: meiotic nuclear membrane microtubule tethering complex; nuclear envelope. The record is from RefSeq and is a predicted model, not a curated record. The annotation marks the transcript as partial. NCBI's taxonomy places the organism in Eukaryota, Fungi, Basidiomycota, Agaricomycetes, Polyporales, Laetiporaceae.
GUUUUGUCCGAUCGUUUCGAUGUUUCCUUCUUGAAGAGAGCGCUCAGUUACAACAUCGCCAAACCUUUUCCAGCCUCGACUGUGCUCGAACCCGAUCUGCACGCCGGGCGAUGUUGGCCCAUGAGCGGAUCUUCCGGCCAUCUGGGUUUGCAGUCAAUGCGCACAAUGCGCAUCACAAAUGUCACAAUUGGACACAUCUCGAUGGCUUCGUCCCAUGACAUCCGUACAGCUCCACGAUCCAUCAUUCUGUGGGGCUUGUCGGAUGUUGCCGCUACAGGACAAGAAAUGCAUUGUACCAGCAUGUCAACACUACCAAUGCGAGUUUCACUUCCUGCCGGCACUCGAAUGUUUCCUCUGGCCAUAAUCAAUUAUGAUGUACACUCAUCGUCCAACAUCCAAACCUUUGAUGUCGACUCCCGCUUUCACGAAUACGAAUUCAAGCUAACGAUACUGGAAGUGUUGAGCAACUGGGGGAUGUCCGAUUAUACCUGCUUAUACAGCAUUCGCCUGCAUGGU